AUGAGGAAGAACAAUUUAACUGCCCGUUGCCAUGACCACCGCAAUGCUAACAUGUCCGGAGAAGAGAAACAAGAAGCAGAGUUCCUUCAGUGGGACGCGCUGCCAGUGCAACUAAUACAGGAGCUGCAGGAACACAACGCCGAGGAGCUUCUGCAUAAAAUGGAGAAUAUUCUGGGUUUCACAAACCACCAGACCUGUAUCAGAGAGGCUGUCCUCCUUCAGUACUAUUUGUCUGGAUUCUGGUGGGCUAAAGAUACCAAGUUUAGCCCCACACAGAUCUCUUUCACUAUGGCUGUACUCCAUCUACUGCUGGAAAAUCUAAGAGAAAAACAGAUGAGUUCAGUGGAUAAUAUGGUGGUGUUCAUGAAAGCCAUGACUGCUGCCUGCCACUGUGCUUCUUCUGAAGAAGAUGGCACUUCACUUUUGAACAAUGAUGAAGCCAAAGCACUGAUAUGCUAUGUUGCAAAAAGUCUUAUUCUGAAAUACAAACUAUAUGAACUCCUCUUCAUGAAAUCCACAGAGGAGCAUCUGACAGGGAUGGAGAGAACCAUUCAGAGAUUCGGCUGUCAAGAUGCUCAUACCUCACUGGAGGAAAGUAUUUCCACCUACUUCUACUUUAAGUAAAUAAAUUAAAAAUUUCAUUUAACAUAAAUAAA
This is a messenger RNA of Poeciliopsis prolifica (blackstripe livebearer), 656 nucleotides long. It is a transcript of the gene cabcoco1, whose product is annotated as ciliary associated calcium binding coiled-coil 1. The transcript has 6 exons. The record is from RefSeq and is a predicted model, not a curated record. Bases 1 to 624 code for a protein of 207 amino acids. Lineage: Eukaryota; Metazoa; Chordata; Actinopteri; Cyprinodontiformes; Poeciliidae.